Phycodurus eques (leafy seadragon) is the source of this 1526-nucleotide messenger RNA. RefSeq names its product hemicentin-1-like. Bases 139 to 1233 code for a protein of 364 amino acids. Gene Ontology annotation, biological process: cell adhesion. Lineage: Eukaryota; Metazoa; Chordata; Actinopteri; Syngnathiformes; Syngnathidae. Gene Ontology annotation, molecular function: integrin binding. The transcript has 7 exons. The record is from RefSeq and is a predicted model, not a curated record.
AAAGCCUGAGGUCUCUCCAAAGUCUCACAGUGAGGUGUUGCUGCCUGCCCGAGUUACCGUACUUACAUUGUCCAUUUAGAUACUGUAUUUCAGCUGCUGAUUGAGAGACGUCACCGGAGAUACAGAAGCACAUGAAGGAUGUGUGCGUCAAGGUGGAUCAAGGCCACUUGGCUGCUUCACCUGUUUUGCUCAGCUACCUCAUCUCCUCUUUCCAUGCACACGCCCGCUCCUCGCCUCCGCUCCCAAAUAUCUCCUCCUUUGCCCACAAUGCUGCCGUCCGGGCCGUCUCCAUCACUCAGCAUCCCUUCCGUCGGCGGAGACCGGGUGGAUGCGGCGGAACGAGCCCCCUGCCCGCUCACCCUGUCCCCCUCCAGCCUGGUGGUCAGGUUUGGCGAUCCAGUCAAAGUCAAUUGCUCUGUGCCGAUGAAGGGCUUUUCUCUGCUGGGAUGGGAGGUCACACUGGUGGCUCCCGAGCCCACCAUGGAUAGGUUUCUGAUGUGGAGAGUGGCGAACAUGACAGAGUGGAGCAUUUCCCCCAUGUGCUAUGCGGUGUCCGACCUGGAAGGACCCUGUCAUCGUCAUCUUCCCGUCCUUGUUUACAAGCCUCCAGACGGCGUGUCCCUCAGCUUCGCGAACCACACAGGCCCAUUGUUGGAGCACAGUCAGUACACUCUGCACUGCACCGUCCACAACGUCGCCCCUGCUGGGCACCUCCACGUCACCUUCUACAGAAGCCAAACCCCACUGGCUCGACGACAUUCAAACGUGACCGAGAAGACCCCGGUGACUGAGGUCUUCACGCUAGACAUCACGGCUAGAAGAGAAGACGAUGGCGCCAACUACCGGUGUGAGGCCGAACUGCAACUGCACACAACCGGCAGACAGAAGCCUGUAGCGGUCGCAUCGGAAAGAGUCACUACCGCAGUCCUGUUUGGGCCGCAACUGCUUUGUCCUGCAAAGAUGCAGGUCAAGAUUGGAGAAAGCCUGCGCUGCGAGGUCCGAGGGAACCCAGAACCAUCGGUUAUCUGGCUCAAAGAUGGCCGCCUGGUGAUCCCGCCCACACACUCGACAAGCGCGCACGCGGGAAAAUACACAGUGUUGGCCACAGGACUUUUUGGACAGAGAAACGUGACAAUGGAGGUAGAGGUGGUGACUAGCAGAGGCACCACAAGCAAGUGUCAAAGACACUUCCUGCUGGCAGUCCUGCUGGCACCGGCACUGAACUUGCUGUAAAGCUUUAAAAUAACCCAAUGGGGUUUGUGAUUCAAGUCUCACUGCUGUUAGGACAAACAUCUCCUGCUGGUUGGAACAUUUGUCAGAGAGUUUUGGUUUCAUGUUUGAACUCAUGUUCACAUUGGUGUCUUUUUUUGUCAUUGUAGCUCUCAUGCUAAUGCUCUCACUUUUGCUCAAGACAGCUGCUGUCCAGGUACUUCUACAACCACAGAAUGUUCACUAGUUAAGUACUACGACACCUACCAAAAAAAAAAAAAGAAAUGUCAGACUGUCAAUAAAUGUUGUGUCCCAUA